AUGCUCCAGGACAGCCGCUUCGACAACGUGAGAGCGCGGACGCGCAGAACCACCGACCAGCUGGCGAGGGAGACUUACGCCAAAGCAUGGCCGCACGUCGCGGCCAUCAUCCACAAAGUCGAGCACAGAGUUCUUAGGGAGUGGAUCAAGAACCCCAAUCGGCAAGGGCAGAAGGAGCACCUGGAGACGGCCGACCAGGACUGCAAGCUUGGAUGCGUCGCCACUUUUUGCGAAAGGGAACUCGUCAGCACGCACCACUCACCGAGCCCGUGGGGAAGGCCCGCUGAGGCUACCGAUCGCGAGGGACCUAUGGUUGAAGGCGGUGAGGUGGCUCCGCCGGCAACGGCACGCAGUGAACACCGAGACCAGGGCGAGGCCACGGCAGAGGGCAACGACCGUUUGCAGGACAAGGCGCAUGGCGGCAUAUGGCUGGCGAUCGACUUGCACCGCGCGCUCCACUUGGAGAAGGCCGACCAGUACGGCAAGCGCAGCGAACCAGCCGACGAGACCGCGGGCACCGCGGACCGCCCUCCCUUGCAGUGGGGCAAGCCGGCGACUUCGGAAGGGCAUUGGCGUGGAGAGGUCCACCGGCGAGCAGCUUCGUCGAAGGGGCAGCGCGGUGGCAUGAGGGGACACUUCGCGCCCGUCGGCGACGGCAUCACUGGCUGCCAGAAGAGUGGGCUGUACUCCACGACGCCAGGCGCCAAGACCUUCGAGGCCCCCCGCCGUCUGCAGCUGGGCGACCCCGAGGCCGGAGGCAGUCUGAGCCUGCAGGCCCGCGCCCUGGGCGUGCCGCCGACGCUGAAGCGAGGGGCCAUGCCCUGCGAGGGGCCAUGCUCCGUUGAGACGCUGAAGCGAGGGGCCCUGCCCUGCGGGGCGUUCCUUUUUUGGCCUUUGGCCGGGGCGAGCCCGCCCGUGGCCGGGGCUCGCCGCUGCCGCAGAGGCGGCGCCUCCGCCGCGCUGCCGGCGCUGCUGCUCGCCGCCCGGGCGCUGUCCGAGGCCGCCGGCCGGGACUGGAGGUCGGACGAGGACUUCCUCGGUGGCCUCGGCGCCGACGCGCUGGGGCGCACCGUGGCGGACUACGCCAGCGCCCCAGCGGCGCCCCAGGCCGUGCCCUCCCCGCUCGCCGCGGGCCCCCGCGGUGGCGGCUGGUCGCCCGCGGCCUACGGCAGGGCAGGCCCGGGCGCCCGCUGCGACGUCGCGGUGCUCGAGGCGCCUGUGGACCCGAACGAGUUGGUGGAGCACGUGCUGCGCUCGCAGCCCGUGCUGAUGCGCGGCGAGGCGGCCGCCUACAAGUUCCGCAAGAGGUUCCGCAAGGAGAGACUUUCCUUAAGAGGCACGGCCGCAGGAGCAUCAAGGUCAGCACGGUGCCCUACGGCUCUCAGUUCGGCUUGGCGAGCGAUGUCGAGAUGA
Prorocentrum cordatum is the source of this 1413-nucleotide messenger RNA. The record is from the annotation of a GenBank genome assembly. Lineage: Eukaryota; Dinophyceae; Prorocentrales; Prorocentraceae.